Nylanderia fulva is the source of this 1483-nucleotide messenger RNA. RefSeq names its product lysozyme c-1-like. Lineage: Eukaryota; Metazoa; Arthropoda; Insecta; Hymenoptera; Formicidae. Gene Ontology annotation, molecular function: lysozyme activity. The record is from RefSeq and is a predicted model, not a curated record.
GGCCUUUAUUACGACGUUGGUAGAUAAUAACGUAUCGCUCAAGCUCAAGGUCGCCCGCAAUCGUUCGCAACAGACGGCGCAUUUAUAGAGACUAAUUUCCGCGCGAAUUCUCAAUGCGAUUGUCAGUUCAAUACUUGCAGCGUUACGUUCUUCAAAAUACGCUAGAUCAUCAACUUUGUCCAACGACGAGACACGUGAGAUUAAAUCGAGAUUAAAUCGACAAAAAGCGUUCCAAAUAGCCACUUGGACGGACCUGAUUGUGUAGUGUUACCGGAAUUAUUUCAUUGGCUGCGAAUAAUUGUUGCAGGAUGAGAGAAUUGUGGAUGAUCAUGGGCAUUUUGGCGGUCGCGGUUGUUUGUUCGCCUGUGGAGGGGAAGAUAUACACAAAUUGUGAGGUGGUGAAAGAGCUGCAACGAGCUAACAUCAAUAGGAGCUUCUUCGCGAAUUGGAUCUGCCUGAUGCGAAGCGAAAGUGGGAUGAAUUCGACGCUAAUGACUGGUCCAAAGACAGCAUCCAGCUUUUCCUUUGGUAUCCUCCAGAUCAACAGCUUAAAGUGGUGCACGAGGGGACGUAAAGGUGGCAAAUGUAACAAACGUUGCGAGGACUUUCUUAAUGAUGAGAUACAAGACGACAUCACGUGCGGGAUAAAGAUCUUCAAUCAGGAUGGAUUUAAAGCAUGGGGUGGAUGGUCGAAGAAGUGCAAAAAUAACCAGAACAAUCUGCCGAACAUCGCAAAUUGCAAACGAAGAAGAAGAAUGGCGGAUCCAAUCGAAGUCCAACAGAUUCCUUGAAGAUUUUCUGGAAGAAUUUUGGAUACACAAAGCUUGAUUUUACUUUAAUUAGGAAAUUAUGCAUAAAAUGAUUAGUUAAAGUUUAUACGUGUAAAUGCGAUUUCAAUAUUAAUUUCCCUCAAUCGAGUUUUGAUCUCGUCAGCCGUAGCACGUCUUCUGCAUUGCAUUGCGCGAACGAAACGUAUGAUGCUUUAUAAAUAUAUAUCUAAUCCGAUUGGAUCUGUGCCAGUUAUGACGUAAAAGUUCACGUGGUCGUACUUGCAUGCGAUUUGGCAGUCGGCGAAAUACAAAAUAGUUUCGAAAUUUUGGUCACUAGAAUCACAAAACCAGACGUGACGAGAUUUUCCCGAUGUCUUCCGGAUUUUAUCUCUUUUUAUAUACGACAUUUUGGAGACUCAUCUCGCAAAUUCGCGCGUCAUAAUAUUCAAAAAUAAAAGAGAUAAACUUUGGAAAACAUCAACUAUAUUUGCCUUUAUAUUUGAACAAAUAGGCCUUUAAGAAUCUUUCUGCAGGAAAGACUAUCUCACUAUAACAAAUAAUUUUGUGGUCAUAAAAAUACUUUAAAGCUGAAUAAUAUAAAUGUUAGAUUAAAUCUUAAAUGAUAGCGUAAUACAAAGUAUCUGAAAAAUAUUAAAAGAGUGCGGAGACAUUUAAAAGAAAAAGCAUGCAUAAUUUUUACAUAUUUUUAGAAU